Molecule: messenger RNA, 3286 nt
Organism: Acanthochromis polyacanthus (spiny chromis)
Lineage: Eukaryota; Metazoa; Chordata; Actinopteri; Pomacentridae
Gene: pex3
Product: peroxisomal biogenesis factor 3
Exons: 12
Coding region: 145-1233 (362 amino acids)
Biological process (GO): protein import into peroxisome membrane
Cellular component (GO): peroxisomal membrane
Molecular function (GO): protein-macromolecule adaptor activity
Source: RefSeq, a predicted model, not a curated record
GACACUUUGCACUUUUGACAGUUAGCAUGUUAGCAGCGAGCUGCUAAACUCUCCAGAGAAGAUGUCCGUAAAAUAGCGAACAGUGAGUGAAAAGUACGAAGUGUUUCUGGAGUUUUUUCUUGGUGAACUCUUCGCUGUCUUAGGAUGUUUUCGUCUGCCUGGAAUUUUGUUAAACGCCAUAAAAGGAAAUUUAUUUUCGCCGGAGCUGUAGUUGGAGGCGUGUACGUCCUGGGUAAAUAUGCUCAGAAGAAGAUCAGGGAGAUCCAGGAGAGAGAGGCAACGGAGUACAUCGCUCAGGCAAGAAGGCAGUUCCACUUCGAGAGCAACCAGAGGACCUGCAACAUGACUGUGCUGUCCAUGCUUCCUCCGCUGAGAGAAGCCAUCAUCAGUCAGCUCAACUCAGAGAGUCUCACUGCACUACUGAAGACCAAGCCAGACAAUAAACUGGAGAUCUGGGAAGACUUAAAGAUCAUCAGUUUCACCCGCACCAUCGUUGCCAUCUACAGCACCUCCAUGCUGGUGGUCCUACUGAGAGUCCAGCUGAACAUCAUUGGAGGAUACCUGUACCUGGAUAACUCCACUGGAAAGAGCGGGACGACUGUUCUGGCUCCCCCAGACGUCCAGCAGCAGUACCUGUCCAGUAUCCAACAUCUACUGGGAGACGGUUUGACAGCAUUGAUGACCGUAGUAAAGAAGGCGGUACAGAACUCACUGGGAAGUUUGUCUCUGAAGCAGAGUUUGUCGGUGCUGGAGUUGGAGCAGCAGCUGAGCUGGAUCAGAGCGGAGGUGGAGGCCGGCUCUGAACGCUCGCUGUCCUGGUACAUGCUGGCAGACGAUGAGAACGCUCUCACCGACCAGGCGUGUGGGUUAACGGAGAACGACAUAAUGACCAUCAGACUGUUAAACGAGACUAGAGACAUGCUGGACAGUCCAGACUUCACCACUGUUCUCAACGCCUGUCUGAACCGGGGCUUCUCUCGUCUCCUUGACAACCUGGCCGAGUUCUUCCGCCCGCCCCCCGGUGACUCCGCCCCCAGCUCUUUUCCUGAUAGUCUGUCUGCGGUCAGUCUGCCGCUGGCCAAGAUCAUCCCCAUCAUCAACGGUCAGAUCAACACCAUCUGCAGCGAGACUCCCAGUCACUUUGUUCAGGACCUGCUGAUGAACGACCAGGUGAAGGAGUUUGCAGCCAACGUCUACGAAACCUUCAGCAUGCCGCAGGAGCUGCAGAAAUAAUCAAGAUAGGAGGAGAGCUCAAGAGAAAGAAGAGGGGGAUGAAACCAGAAAUAAUUAAACUCCCAGACUGUUAAUCCCUCCUUCCUUUCUUUGAGGCAUUUUUCUCGGCAGCAUCUUGCGGACUUUUUGCCCUCGAUGGUGAAGAUUCGUGGCGAUAAUGGCCAAAACAGAGCAACAAGGACCGCCUGCAUCCCUUCUGUUAACAGCGCCGUGUUGAAUUAUCGGUCUGCGGCAGGAAGAGGAGACCUGCACUCGGUUUGUAAUCAAAGCAGAGCCUGCAGUUACAAUUAGAACCGCUGCAUCUUGGGGACUGAAAUCCCAUUAAACCCAGGAAUUAUUGUUUUAAUUACCCUGAGAGGUGGAAAAGAAGGCGAAAAUACUGAAACCAUCAAAGUGCACAGAGAGGGCUCACUGAUGAUACUGAAACAUGUCAGUUUUUUUUGUUCACAUUACAGAUUUUAGGAUGAUUUUCCUCCUCUCUAUCAGCAGUGAUGAGCUUCUUUAGUUCAUUCACGUUUCCAGCUCUGCGCCUCACGUCUUUCAAGAUCAGAAGAGUUUACAAUGCUUUUUCUUUGCUUAGGUGGUAUUUGUGUCCGGUGAACUAAUGUGGGUGGGUCUUUAUAAGCUGGCAAUAUUUUUUUGGGCUAAUAUAUUUUUCAGUCUUUUUAAAUUUCACUAUUUCCAUGGUGGAAACGUCUGCAGCAGCUGGGUGGUAGUUUGGUGACGUUACAACUUCAAUGUGAGAGUGAGAAGCUGAACUGUCUGAUCAGAAUGUCAUAUGAACACAACCAGAGUGGUUAAAUACAAACUAAAUACAUUGUCAAAAUGAAAGCGCAACAGAACUUUCAGUGGUUGACAUUUUAUUUUUCAUAAAACCCCAUUAAAAGCAACAUUCUUAACACGGUGAUAUCAAUGUUCUUGUUUUCCAUGCAAAAGAGCUGUUCAACACAUCCACAAUUUUAUUUCGUUUUCACUUUAAACCUGUAUUUUCAGCAGGAAAAUCCUUUCUUUUUACUGCUGUUUCUUUGUUGCCCACAAGGUGUCACUCUUCCUCAACUUGUUGGAAUCCAUAUUUAGGUUUUUGAAGUUGCAUUUUCUUUCUCAUUCAGUUCUUCUCAGUUUUGCCAUUAGAUCCUGGUUAAAUUUUUUCAUAAUAUCAUUCUGUAGAGCCAUUUUUCCCUUAUUUCUUUCUUUUUAGCGCUUCGUUUUUCCCUCAGUCUGUUUGUAUGCGGCUUCUUUAAAACUCUCAGAUCAUUUUAGAUUGUGUUGAAAUUUAAAAGACUGUUACCCAAAGCCAAGAAAUCUGGGACGGCUGUACUUAACCUCCUGUCAGCCCCUCAUACUUCACAUUUUCAAACUCUUCGCACAGUACCCGCAUAAGCGACCUAAAUCAUGUGUGUUCAGAGCUGGUUUACACCUGAUUCCAGUAGUCGUCUAUGUACAGAGGAGGAGGGACCCCAGGAAACACUGAGCUGAAGCUGUGAGUCAUUGUGGCAGUUACAGGUGUUUUUUUUUUUUUUUUAAAUUAUUCCUAAACUCCUGGUUUCAGCCAUGCACAUUGUUUGUUUAGUGAAUGGCUUCACUUAGUUAUUCCCAUCUGACUCACACACGACUUUCCAGCUUUGAUUACAUGUACUUUAUGUUUUCCACACAUCAGUAAACCAAUCUUCAGAUGAUUAUUUUAUUACUUCACACCAUGAAAAAUAGUCAAAGACGAAGUGCAGAUGAAUCAUGAAAAUGCUUCGUUGGCUGGUAGGAUUAACUAGAAACCAGCUGAUGGAGAAAUUAAUCCACCUUGAGGCUGUUCUGGGGCAGAUGUGCACAUUAACCCAUCAGUUAGUUUCCUUCUUAGGCGAUGAGAAGAGCAUCAGGUGACUCCUCAGCUCACUGAGUUCCUGGUUUCUGACUUGCACAAUGAGCACCGUUGGGUGAGAAUGUAAAGCUCUGCAUGUAAUCGAAGACGCCUUUUCAAAGCGGAAUGUCCCGUAUGACAGCUGAAAUGUAUGUUUGUAGCAAAUUACUGAAGAGAUAAUAAAUGUAAAAUGUGAUUUCA